AAAGAAUUAAUAAUGAAGUAAGAUUAAAGAAAACCCCCAGAAGGCCAGAACUAAGAAGAAGAACGAACAGAGAAAUUGCGGAGGGAAAGUAAACAUAACGGUUAAAACGUAAGAACUGAAAAUUUUGAAUCCUUCCCCCAUUUCUUUCUAAAUCUCUUCCCUCCAAUCGAAUUCCGCUUUCCAUAUACCCAAAUUUAUCUGAGUUUUUGAGCCCAUUCCAUCAUCAGAUUUCUCCCUUCACUUUCCUUCUCCGAGUUUUCUGUAUAGCAGAAAUUCAAGAAUCCCCCCUUUCUGAUUCUGAUUCGCUCCGAGUAAUCAACUGGGUUCUGGUAUAUGGUUUUCUUGUUUGAUUCCGGUGUGCCCAAGAACUGAAUUUCUUCCUCAGUUAGAUCAAUUUCGAUCCACUUUCUUCUGGGUUCCUUCCAUUGAUGUCUGAUGAUAAAGGGUUCAGAGUAUUUCAAACUCAUCGAGUUCCCGAGUCAAUUUGAGGGGGAAAAGAAGGUUUUUUCUUGUCAGUUUUCUUGAAAGAAACAAUCUUCAUCGAGGUAAACAAUUUAGGAAUCGGUCAAUUUUUAUAGCGAUUUAGAAACCCUUUCCGGGGCUUCCUUCUCUCUGUUAUCUUGGAGGAAUUUUCAAGUUUUCUUCGAAGGGUUUUUAACUUUUGUAAAGAAAGAUGAGUACUGUUGGGUGUCGGUUCUUGCCUACUGAAGAAGAGUUGGUUUCGUAUUAUCUGAAGAAGAUGAUUUUAGGACAGCAAUUCAUGAAAGAGGAAGAGGAACUUUUUGUUGUGAAAGAUCUGUAUGGGGAUGAAGCCACCCCAUGGAAAUUACUAUCUGAUGAUCUUCCAUGGCAGAAGGUGGUGAAUUCAUGGAAUAAAGUCGUGGUGUCCCAGGAAAUUCUGUAUGUUUUCUCUGUUCUCUCCAAUGCCGGGAAGAAAACUGGCAAGAACUGCAAGAAGAAAAUUAGAAAGGCGGGUUGCGGUACAUGGUGUUCUAAUUCCACCAAGCCAAUAAUGGACAGUUCAGGAAGGAAAAUUGGAGAAAGUAGGCAAUUCACUUUUGAAUCCCCUGAACAAACUGUUGGGCACUGGAUCAUGACUGAAUACUCUAUUGAUGCUGCUGCAUUUGGCCUUCCAGAAGUGGGGGAAAUCAAUUAUUCUGAUUAUGUUCUUUGCAGAAUCAAAAGGGAUGAUUCCAUAUCUUCCAAGGGGGGAAUCAUUGACAAAUGGAAGAGGAGAAAUGAUGAUAUGCUGGCUGAUGGAGAAGGACUGACUUUCAGGAAGAAGAUGAAAUCAUUAAGCAGCUGUGAAGAUUUGAGUGUGGUUACUUGUUGUGAUGAUAAUGGUGCAAUAAAUGUGUAUAAUGAAAAGGGGGCUUGGAUUUCUGGUGAUAAUGGUUUGCCUUUUCUGAAAAAAUGAGGUGGAUCCUGCUGGUGUGGCUGAUGCUGGUGCCUCCACAUGUUGGAAUAUUCCUGUUGAUGAAGCUUUCUGUUUUGAUUCAAAACUUCAGAACUUCGAAAUUUGAUUCUUUCCAGAAAGAGAUGAUGGUGCAUUUUUGUUAAUCUUGAUAUGUCUGGCUUCCAAUCCAUUGAUCUUAGUCUUAGACAACUUGUGAAGUUUUUGAACAGAAUUAUCCUAGAGUGUAUGUCAGGGUUACUGAGGAGUUGAUCCAUGACUUUGUUUUGAUUUGUAAUGCAUGCUAGACAAAUUUUAGAAUUGCUGCUUUGCCGCAGACUCAUAUGUUAGAGUAGAAUGAGCAGUGCAUAGUUAGUGUUGUGCAUUUUGUAGUGGUCAGAAAUUCUUCUAAGUGUUAAUAUGAGUUCGCCCCUUCAUUUUUGGGUCUUUCCGGACUAUUCAAAUUAGAUUUGAGAUUUGAUUUUUACAUUGAUCGCAUUAUUCUAUGUUUAUGUUAAAUUCGAUUGUCUUUGCACAAGUACUAUAGAAAUAUGUAGGGGUGAGAAAAAAGCUGUCAAGGUCUUAUACAAUCGAUCUUGCUGUGGCUCCUAGAUAUUUUUGAGAGCUGGUUUUCCAGCUUAGGAGAAGGUUCCAAAAGUUAAGACCUCCUGGUACAUGAUUAUUGAAGGCUUACUGUCGUAAAAUCAAUAGAGGUUUCACUUUCGUUGGGC
Oldenlandia corymbosa var. corymbosa is the source of this 2124-nucleotide messenger RNA. The record is from the annotation of a GenBank genome assembly. Lineage: Eukaryota; Viridiplantae; Streptophyta; Magnoliopsida; Gentianales; Rubiaceae.